AAUGUUGGUCUUCCUGAUGGCGGUAUUCCCCCUCAAGCUAGUCAACAGGCUGCUGUUCCACUUGAGUCGUAUGGACUUCCUGAUGGUGGUGUCCCACCAUCCUCAAGCCAGGUUGCUGUGCAGCAACAGUCUCAGGUUCAAUCAACUCAGUUCCCAGUUUCCACUCAACCUCUAGAUCUCAGUGCCCUUGGGGUUCCAAAUACUGCAGAUUCUGGAAAGCCUGCUGUGCAACCUCCUUCUCCACCAUCUUCUGUGCGUCCUGGACAGGUACCCCGUGGGGCUGCUGCUUCUGUAUGUUUUAAGACUGGAGUUGCUCACCUUGAGCAGAAUCAACUUUCAGAUGCGUUGUCUUGCUUUGAUGAAGCUUUUCUUGCACUGGCUAAGGAUCACUCUCGUGGAGCUGAUAUUAAAGCGCAAGGGACCAUCUGUGCUCAAUACAAGAUAGCAGUUACUCUUCUUGGGGAAAUUGGGCGGCUGCAAAGAGUUCAAGGUCCUAGUGCAAUCAGUGCAAAAGAUGAGAUGGCAAGACUCUCACGCCACCUGGGUUCUUUGCCUCUUCUGGCAAAACACAGGAUAAAUUGUAUCCGAACUGCGAUUAAGCGGAACAUGGAGGUCCAGAAUUAUGCUUAUUCAAAGCAGAUGCUUGAACUCCUGCUGUCCAAAGCACCUCCAAGUAAGCAGGAUGAGUUGAGGAGCUUGGUUGAUAUGUGUGUUCAAAGGGGUCUCUCCAACAAGUCCAUUGAUCCACUUGAAGAUCCUUCCCAGUUCUGUGCCGCCACACUUAGUCGCCUGUCAACGAUUGGAUAUGAUGUCUGUGAUCUUUGCGGGGCCAAAUUUUCUGCUCUCGCAACGCCAGGUUGCAUUAUAUGCGGGAUGGGAAGCAUAAAGCGAUCAGAUGCACUCACAGGGCCAGGGCCUGUUCCUUCCCCGUUUGGUUGAGGUUUAAACUUCAGCAACAUGCAGCUUACAGGACAACUUUGAGGAAAUUAGCCCCAAACAUUGUAGAGUACCUUUCACCCCAAUGUAGUUGCUGCUGUGGAAUAUCAUUCAGAGGAGGUUUCCCCAAGACAAAGAAGAGAUUGUACCACAUCCCAUUAGGUAUAUAAUGUAUCAUGCUAUUUUCGGAUGUUUUGAGUUUGAGUUUGAGUUGUUGUCAUGCCCUAAUCAUUAUUUCACCUUUUAUGUAUUUACCCCCAUUUUUUAUUGUCAUUAUAUACACCUUGUCAUAGGACAUCAUUGAUAAUCCCAUUUUUGUGAUACUAUCCUGCUGACUUUGUAAAAACCUGGAUGCUAUGGAAUCAAAAUUUUAGUUGAUCAGUGUUUUCUACUA
This is a messenger RNA of Prunus dulcis (almond), 1330 nucleotides long. RefSeq lists its product as uncharacterized. The annotation marks the transcript as partial. Lineage: Eukaryota; Viridiplantae; Streptophyta; Magnoliopsida; Rosales; Rosaceae. Gene Ontology annotation, biological process: autophagosome assembly. The transcript is spliced from 3 exons. The record is from RefSeq and is a predicted model, not a curated record. Gene Ontology annotation, cellular component: autophagosome membrane.